GCACGCUGCAGUUGCACGCUUAUCUAAAGAGAUGAACCACAGAGUGGUUCGUCAAGUGCUUAAAAUUAUUAGGCUUCUGAUUGAAAAGAAACAAUUCUGAAAUUUCCAUUUACAGAGAAAUAUAAAACUUACUUAACGAUUCAAAGUACAUAAUUUUUAAUAAAAUCGAUAAGAUAUCUGUAGAAAAAAAAUGGUGAUCCUAGCAGUUACUAUUGCGCGGUUAUUUGAACGAGUAUAGAGAAUUUGUAUGCGAUUGCAAACAUUUUGGAGAUUAUGGAAAGCGAUACGAGAACUAGAAGGAAAAGGCUUUCUGGAGAACCAGACGAACAUCAAUCGAAACGGUCAAAAGGGAAGGAAAAUUCUUUUGAUUUUACGCAGGAAUGUAAAGCUGGUAAAAUAAAAAAAAUUUUAGUGCGAAAUUUUAUGUGUCACGAUGCCAUGGAAGUAAUAUUAAAUCCAAAUGUGAAUUUCAUUGUUGGUCGUAAUGGAAGUGGCAAAAGUGCAAUAUUGACAGCUCUAACUGUUGGUCUUGGCGCUAGAGCAAACAUCACUAGUCGUGGGACAUCGGUGAAAAGUUUUAUAAAAAAAGGAAAACAUUCGGCAAUGGUGGAAGUAACGUUAUUGAAUAAAGGGCCCAUGGCGUACAAACCAGACGUUUAUGGCGAAUCGAUAACAGUUCUUCGUAAUAUUGGAAAUUCAUCGUCGUAUAAAAUAAAAAAUUGGAAAGGCGAAGUGAUUUCAACAAAACGAAACGAGCUUGAUAAUGUAUUAAGAGCAAUGAAUAUUCAAAUAGAUAAUCCUAUUUCUAUUCUAAAUCAGGAUAUAUCAAGAACAUUUCUAGUUUCGUCCAAGCCGGAAGAAAAGUACGAGUUCUUUAUGAAAGCGACAUUUUUAGAUGUAAUCGGUAGUAAUUAUAAAGAUGCCGAAAUAAUAUGUCAACAGGAAUUUGAAAAAUUAAAACAAUAUAACGAAAUUUUAUCGGACGCAAGGAAAGAAGUCGAGCAGCUUAAAACAAAUAUAAAAAGAGUAGAAGAAAUUGAUGAAUUACGGCAUGAAUUAACUAGUUUAGAAAUGGAAUUGAUUUGGGCAAUUGCUAUAACGGAAGAAAUAAAGUUACAACAGAUCGAAGAUGAUUGCAAGAAACACGAAGAUAGUAUUAAAUCACUUCGGGAUGCAGAAUCAUCUACAGAAUCAAGAAAUGAAGAAAUAAAUAACAAAAUUCAAGAAAUAAAAGAGGAAAUUAAACAAGUAGAAGAGGAAGUUAGCAAUAGUUCGGAACAAUACAUUAAAGUAAGAGAAGAAUAUAGUGUAAAUAAGGAUGCACAUUCCACAAAAGUAAGGGAGUGGCGUUCUACUCAAAGUAAGAUUAAGAGAUUGGAGGAUGAUAUAAGUAUGAUCAGAAAAGAAAUACAUCGAUUGGAAAGCGAUGAUAAUGUAGAACAAAACGAAAGAAAUAAAAUGAAAGAUCAGUUGACACAUUUUGAGCAAAAGUUGAACGAAAUUGAAGCGUUGUUACGGACUAAACAGACUCACAAAACACACUUGGAGACUGAUAAAGUGCGACUUUUAGAAAAAAUUAAAGCUUCGAAAGUUGAAAUAAGCAACUAUGAAAUUCGUAUGCAGAAAAUUAGGCGAGAAAUAAGUGCACGCAAGCAAUAUUCUGACAACGCAUUGACCGUAUUUGGACAGAAUAUACCGCGUCUUUUGAGAAGGAUCGAAGAAGAAUAUAAUAAUGGACAUUUUCGAGAGAAACCGCGUGGUCCACUUGGGGCAUGUAUAAAAAUGAAGGAUCCGGCAUGGUCUGCUGCGGUCGAAAAUUAUUUAGGAUUUAAUACUUUUAGUAUAUUUUGCGCUGAUAAUAGUAACGAUGCCCAAGUAUUAAAUGCAAUUAUGAAGGAGAUUUACUUGGAUGAAAAAACUCCACAGAUAAUAUGCAGCAAAUUUUACAGCAAAAUUCAUGAUGUUCAUGCUCAUUGUACUCGAUCGGCAAAUUAUUCCAAUCUCUUAAAUGCAAUGGACAUAUCAGAUCCUGUAAUUGCCAAUUGUCUGAUCGAUCGGCGUGAAGUUGAAUGUAUUUUGCUGAUUCCAACUAGCAAGGAAGCGUCUGAUAUUAUGUCUGAUGCUACAAGAGUUCCACAGAAUUGUAAAAGAGCUUUCACUCAGCAAGGCGACAUGUUCUAUCCAGAUCCACAUUAUAGGUCUUACGGUGGACCACGCGACUUAAAAGCCAAAUUUCUCCAAGUUUCCGUUAACGAUGCAAUUAACGCAUUAGAAGAAGAGUUUCGUACUAUAGAAAAUGAAACAAGUGCGGUUAUGCAAUCGUGUAGGGUGGCCUGCGAAAAAGAGGAACUUAUGAGUUCAGAAUUAAUAUCUGUUAAUGCAGCGGUCGCGAAUCUCCAUACUGGCAAAAAUCAGUAUAAAACGCGAAUUGAUGAUCUAAAGGAUAAAAUUGAAGCUACCGAGGCUAUGUCUGUUAUUGUAUAUAAAAACGAAUUAACCGAAUUAGAAAAAAAGUUGGAUCAAGAAAAAUGUGAGGAAUCUCGCAUGAAUGAAAAUGUUGUUGAACUUCAGAAAAAGAUUGAACGUUUAGAGACCGAAGUUAAAAAUUAUAGAGAAUUGAGGCAGAAUCUAGAUUUGAAAAUUAACCCACUGAAGGAAAAUAUAAAAAAAUUGGAAAAUGAAAAGGAAACGAUAAGUGCAACGAAUCGACACGCUAUAAAAAAGUUAGAAACACUUCGUUGCUCUCUGCAAACUGUAUCAGCGAAAUUAGAAAUGCAACAAAGAGUUACUGAAAAGGCAGUGUCCGAUGCUAGAAUGCAAUGCGAUAGAAUAGAAACAAAAAGAUCGGUAAAAGAACUUGAAAGGUUAUCCAAAGAUCUGAAAGGAGAAAUUGACGAAAUAGAGCGAAAAUUUGGUACCAUAGAAAAAUUACGGCAAGAUUUAAAAGAGAAAGAAGCAAAAUGUGGAAAAGAUUUGAAAUUAGCUUCGAAAAUUGAAAAGAGCUAUCAAGUACAUCUUAAGCGUCUACAAGAUCGGAAAACCUUAUUUUUCGAAAUGAAACAAAGAUAUGGUGUAAACAUACAAAAUUCAUUUUCAAACGUACUCGCUUUACGGAACAAAAAAGGUACUAUACGUAUUGAUCAUGCGCGGAAAAUACUUGAACUUGAAGUGAAUGCGUUGAAUGACAGUAAAAAGACAAAGAAUGAUGCAAGAUCAUUAUCAGGCGGUGAAAGGUCUUAUUCGACCGUUGCUUUCAUUUUAGCGCUUUGGGAUUGUACUGGUUUGCCUUUUUAUUUCCUCGAUGAAUUUGACGUUUUCAUGGAUAAGGUGAAUCGACGAGUCAUAAUGGAUAUUCUUUUGGAUCAUACAAAAACACAUCCGCAAAGCCAGUUUACGUUUCUGACUCCUUUAGAUACAUCCAAUGUCCUUGCCGAAGAUUAUGUAACAAUUCAUCAGCUAGCAGCACCAGAACGAGCGAGUCGGGAUCAACAGGCAUAAUUUAAUUUAAUAUUUCUUUACACGAUUUUUAUUAUUUUUCUCAGGAUAUAAUUAAAACAUAACAUAGCACAUAUAGCUGAUUCUGUUAAAAGUUGAGAGAGCUUGUGCUAGUACCGUCGAGUAAAAGUAAUAUACAUAUUUCUGUUAUUCUAUUACUAUUAACAUCGAUAAACUGUUAUUUAUAAGUAUUACACUUCAUAAAUAAUAUGAAUUAUUUGAUAGUGAAAUAUCGUAACGAAACUUAUUGUUAGUCACUUUA
Messenger RNA from Colletes gigas, 3757 nucleotides. It is a transcript of the gene SMC6, whose product is annotated as structural maintenance of chromosomes protein 6. Gene Ontology annotation, molecular function: damaged DNA binding; single-stranded DNA binding. Gene Ontology annotation, cellular component: site of double-strand break; Smc5-Smc6 complex; nucleus. NCBI's taxonomy places the organism in Eukaryota, Metazoa, Arthropoda, Insecta, Hymenoptera, Colletidae. Gene Ontology annotation, biological process: double-strand break repair via homologous recombination. The record is from RefSeq and is a predicted model, not a curated record. The transcript has 19 exons. Bases 274 to 3498 code for a protein of 1074 amino acids.